Molecule: messenger RNA, 4587 nt
Organism: Engraulis encrasicolus (European anchovy)
Lineage: Eukaryota; Metazoa; Chordata; Actinopteri; Clupeiformes; Engraulidae
Gene: slc6a16b
Product: solute carrier family 6 member 16b
Exons: 12
Coding region: 239-2257 (672 amino acids)
Biological process (GO): sodium ion transmembrane transport
Cellular component (GO): plasma membrane
Source: RefSeq, a predicted model, not a curated record
GCGAACACAAUACACGUUGGAGACGGCGAUGCUGUAGAUUGAAAUCCUUCUGAUAUGAGCUAUUCCCGUAAGGCAUUUCUGGGGAUUGGGUAUGUUUCUCUGCUGAGUGAUACAUCAGACACUCAACCUAUUUGAAAGCAGUUUGUCAUCAUCGGCUGCUUGAGCGAACAACACGUGUGAUUUUGAGACUCGGAAGCGCGCGGCAUUUUUCGGCAUUAGCCUCAACUUACAGACUGUGAUGGAGAAAGCACCACUGCCUGGAGACGAGCGUUGCACAACAGAUGGGCAACAGGCUGUCGCAGCGGAUGGUGCCAAUGCUGACCCAGAGGAUGUGGUGACUCGCGAUGGCUGGGAUAGCAAGCUGGAGUACGUGCUGGCCCAGGUCGGCUUCAGUGUGGGCCUGGGAAACGUCUGGAGAUUCCCCUACCUCUGCCACCAAAAUGGAGGAGGGGCCUUCCUGCUGCUCUACAUCCUGCUGAUGGUGUUGGUGGGAGUGCCGCUGUUCUUCCUGGAGCUGGCCGCUGGACAGAGUAUCCGGCAGGGCAGCAUCGGCGUCUGGAAGUUUAUCUCCCCCAAGCUCGCUGGCAUCGGCUUCUCCAGCUGCCUGGUGUGUUUCUUUGUGGCUUUGUACUACAACGUUAUCAUUGGGUGGAGUCUGUUCUACUUGGGGAAUUCCUUCCAGAGCCCUCUGCCAUGGGAGCAGUGUCCAAUCACCGCCAAUGGCACAGAGGUGAGAGAGUGCGCCGCCAGCACGCCCACCACAUACUUCUGGUUCCGGAAGGCCCUGGACAUCACCGACUCAAUCAACGAGACCGGCGAGUUUAACCCCAUCAUGACUGGCUGUCUGGCCGCUGCCUGGGCUAUCGUUUGCCUCGGCAUGUUCAAAGGCAUCAAGUCUUCUGGAAAGGUGAUGUACUUCUCCUCAGUGUUCCCAUACGUUGUGCUGCUGUGUUUCCUCAUCCGAGGCCUGCUACUAGACGGAGCUGUGGAAGGCCUGAAGUACAUGCUCUACCCAAGGCUGUCCAUCUGGGCGGAUGUGCAGGUGUGGCGUCAGGCGGCCACGCAGGUCUUCUUUGCUCUGGGCCUCGGCUUCGGCUCGGUCAUCGCCUACUCCUCCUACAACCCCAAGAACAACAACUGCCACCGCGACGCCAUCAUGGUGUCCUCCGUCAACUUCAUGACCUCCGUGCUGGCCUCGCUCGUGGUCUUCGCCGUGCUGGGGUUCAGGGCCAAGAAGAUCGCCUUUAGCUGCGUCAAACAGAACGUGGAGCUUCUUCUAGGUGUUGGUCUGGGUCAGGAGAUCAUGAACGUGACUGAGCCAGAGGUCUACAACGAGUGGCUGAAGGUGCACGGCCCUGGCCUGCCCAUCAACCUGACCAACUGCUCCAUGGAGAGGGAGAUGAGCAAGGGAGUGGAGGGCACUGGCCUGGCCUUCAUCGCCUUCACGGAGGCCAUGACUCUGUUCCCGGGCAGCCCCUUCUGGUCGGUCCUCUUCUUCCUCAUGCUCCUCAACCUGGGCCUCAGCACCAUGUUUGGCACCAUGGAGGGCAUCCUCACCCCACUCUACGACAACUUCACCUGCCUGGCCAAACGCAGGACCGCCUUCACAGUGUUCAGCUGCACAUUGGGCUUCAUCAUAGGCCUGUUGUUCACGCAGCGGUGUGGGAACUACUUCGUGGCCAUGUUUGAUGACUACUCCGCCACACUGCCCCUCAUUAUCGUGGUUGUGUUUGAGACCAUAAGUGUGGCCUGGGUCUAUGGGGCGGACAAGUUUCUGGAUGACAUUGAGAAGAUGCUCAACUGGCGUCCCUGGCCGAUCUACAAGUACCUGUGGAAGUACGUCUGUCUAGGGGCCAUGAUCAUACUGCUCAGUGCCAGCCUCCUGAAGAUGGUCAUCACGCGCCCCACCUACACAGCCUACAAUAAGGAACUGGCGUCUGAGAUGAGAAUGGAAUACCCCAACUGGGCGCUGGCCGUUUUGACCCUCCUCAUCGUUUGUGCCACCCUGCCUGUCCCUGUCGGCUUUGUGUACCACACCUAUCGCAACCGCGCCAGCAAAUCGAUGGGCAACGGUGGAGCAUCCCACAGCCUGGAGAACGGUCACUACCGGCCAUGUAGCACCACAGACCCAGACGCCACCCCCUCGACCGAAUCAAGACUCAUCACCGAAAAUGGCUCCCUCUCGUCACCAUUGGCUGAGGAGAAUCGAGGGCUCCUAUCAGACAAUGAGGGAGUGACAGAGUCCACGGGUCUGUGAGUGAAGAACAAGAAUCUCUUUGUUUUGUUUUGUUUUUGACUUGGAAUGAAGGGAACACAUGGAGAAAAAAAUAUUUUCUGAGGUGUUAAAAUAACAAAAAAGAGGGACAAUAAUGGAUGAUUGAAAAUGCUGUGCUAUUUCAAUGUAAUUGUGGCAUUACACACAACCUUUGAAAAGAUCACACAGCCACUCAAAGGUGCUUAACAUGUGUAAAAAGAAGUGGUUACGUUUUGUACUGUGCAGUGGUUACGUUUUGUACUAUCAAGUUCUUCUUACAGCUUCUUCUUGCAACAUCUAAGAAACACUUGAUCUUCUGAAAAGGAGUGGCCAGACUGUCCCUCUAGAAAAGCAUGCCUGUACCACGUGGUCCACAUAGCCCUUUGUAAUCGGGUCUUGUUACAUUUCACUGUUGCUGCAAGGGCCCAGUCACUUGAAUUUCACAACAUGGUUUUGGUCCAACACUUUUUUAUUUUUAUACGUUCUGUCCAAAACUGCCACGUUUGUUGUUGUAGAAAAUGGAUCCCAGUGUGCUUUGCCUCUUUGAGGGAUGGUUCAGCGAUUGCUUCAGUUGCAGCCUGAGAGCAUUGAGCAAUGGCUUGAACCUCCUGAAGUUCACACUAGGUGUGGUUUUCCCACCUCAACCCCACGAAGUCGACUGCUGAACUCCUGCUGUGGGUCCAAGAUGAAAUAAGGUGUUAUGCAAUUUUCUCUGUCUUUUCUGGUCUAUACAGUCAAUCAGUGUCUGUCUGCUAUUUUUUAAAUAACUUUUUUUAAUCUAUGAAAUGUUUUGUACAUUUAAAAAUGUAAAUAUGUAAAAUACCUAACUAAAAUGUUGUUCUGUCACUACUAUAUUUUGUACUAAUUUGGGACCAAAUGGUGUCUAACUACCCAUGCAAACAUGCAGACACUGGUGUGGGAGAUGAUCAACACUUGAAUAUGGUCACAUGCAGAAGCAGCAACACUGUGAGCCAAUAGUGCUUCAAACAUGUCCGUGGUACCUGACCAUGAGUGGAGUCAUGUAUGGAUUCCCACUUCACGUUCUUGUCGCAAAUGUCAACCUUCCUUUUACAAAGAAUGAAGUUGGAGCCAUUUUUUGGUCUCUGGCUACGUGAAACGGAUACCAUGUGUUUAAACUGCCAUUUGUUAUAUUUGCUGAAUUUUUAACAACUUGAAAUUCCUACAUCGUAUUUUUUUUAGAGUUUUAAAAGCAUUGUGUUGCAUAUCUCUAGCGUUAAGAAGCCUACUGUGCCAAACUAACAUUACUAAUGUUAGGGUUUAAAAAAAACAAAAAAAACACGGAUAUGACUGUAAUGAAUUUUGCUGAACAAAGGAUUGUCUUUUUAGGUCUGACACCCUGUGUACACAUAGCCAGAGGUAUUCUGAUAAAUGGACAAUUUCACCGUUUUCCAAAAUAUCUUUUCCACACCAUCGAUGUAUCAGCAUAAAGUAGCCGUAUAUAAUGUAGAGCUGUCAUAAAUGCAUCACACCUGUGGCCGUACAGGUGGCUUUUGUCUGUUUAGUUUACCAUAUCCAAAUGCUAAACCAGAGUUGUCAAAAAUAUUUUUUUGAAAGAACCAAUUUCUGAGGAAAAGUCUUCGUUGGUGUGUUAACGAAAAGCCCAAAUAAAGGGGAAAGGUCUCUGUUUUAAAAUAUACCCGUGUAUGUGUAAACAGGGUCUGAGAGCAUGGUGUGGAAAGACUGUUAUGAGGCUGAAUGAAAUGUUUUAUGUUUUCUGGUAUGAAUCCAUUAUGUAUUCCUUUAAUUUAUUUUGAAAAGUCCUGUCAAAAAAGUUUAAGUUGUCAGUUGCUGUAUGUCAUUUUUAUUAAUGACAGGUGUUUAACAUUUUUUAAAAGUCUGAUAUUUUUAAAAGCACGUUGCCGGUUAUCUGAAAGAGGCAAUAAAUUGAGUUUAUCAUGCAAAGAGUAUUUAUUUGACAUUUUUGUAUUUUAUAAACAAAUGCCUCAAACAUCACAAUGACAUUCACGUGAUGGUGCAUACCAUACCUGUGUAUAGAACCAUAAGGUUUCUUAAAUCUGCUUUCUGUUUUCCAACAGUAGAAGUGUAGUCAGUAUUUCAGAAAGUCAAGCUCUUUCGUUGUCUUGUCCCAAAUGAAGAGGAAUGUUGUAAAUAUGUAUCUAUCAUGCUUUUGGAUGGAUUUCAUGUCUUUUCACGAUCUGUGAAAUGUUUCCACAGUUGUGGAGAAAUGGGAGCCAUAUCCGUCUAACUUCUUUGCAUUCAAUUUACAAAUAAGCCAUUUGUUAUGUCAUUGGAUCAUUGCACAUGGAUCUUGUUUUUUGUAGUAAAAAUAAAAAACUAGUCUGCAUCACCAA